GCACAGUUCGUGCUUGCUUCUCAUUGUGCCUCAGCAGUUGCUCACUCCGAAACCAUCGAGCUUUUCAUUUCCAGCGAUAAGAUAAGCCCCUAUCUGCCAUAUCGAGUCGCAGUGUCGCAGCAAAAGAAUUCAAUAGCGAAUCGUUGGCUCUUGUGCAGUGUGCUAGCCAAAACGGAACAAAUCCAAACUCCAUGACAAAGAAUGACGCCCAGAGUGAACUUUGCCCUCAGCCCAAAACUACUGCUGCUCCUGCUCCUGCUGCUGGUGGGUUCAUCCAGGCCGGAGCGCAUCGAUGCCAACGAUGAGGAGGUGGAUCGUUUUUGCUAUCCCGCCGCGCAUCGCAAUACGCGUCUCUCGUGCGAGUGCAGCAAUGUGAGUGCCGCGCCGUGGGGCAUGCGUGCCCUGCACAUUGAUUGCAGCUACAAGGACUACAAGACGGAGGAUCUAACCGAGUUGCUGCCCUUAUAUAUCGACACCUUGGAUCUGUCGUGGAACAAGCUGAAUCGUGCGCCCAGCUUCAAUAGCGACAGCCUGCGUCUGCUCAAUCUGAUGCACAACAACAUAAGCGCCAUUGCGUCGAGCAAUUUCGAGCGUGUGGCCAGCCUGCGGGAACUGUAUCUGGGCUGGAACAGCAUACAGCAGCUGGAGGCGCAAUCGUUUGCCGGGCUGCCGCACCUGCAGGUGCUCAACUUGGCGCACAACAAUCUGCACUCGCUGCCCGGCCAGAUCUUUGCGCCGCUGCUGGUGCUGAGCACCUUGGAGCUGUCCUGGAACAGGCAGCUGAACCAGACCAACGGCCAGGAGCUGUACAGCAGCUAUGGCAUUAAUCCGAAGCUGGACACACUGCGUCUGGAUGCGUGCAAUCUGAGCGAACUGAAGCUGCCGAUCGAAGCACCAUUGCGGGAACUCUCGCUGCGUCGCAAUCUCUUCCAGCGUGUGCCCGGCCAGCUGCCCGCGGCGCUGCAGCGUCUCGACAUAAGCGAGAAUUUGCUGGAGCGGCUGCUGCCACAGGAUGCGGCCAAUCUGACCCAGCUGCGUCAGCUAUAUGUGGAGGAUAUGCCCCUGCUGCAAGGGAUCGCGGCACACGCGUUCGCCCCGCUGCGCGAAAUCGAGGAGAUGAGCUUCCAGAAUAGCCGCCGGCUUGGCUGGCUGGAUGGCGAUGCCUUUACACUGGAGAAUGGCGAAUCGAUGCUGCCGCCGCUGCACAUCUUGAGUUUUCGUGGCACUUUGCUGCGCAAUUUUAAUGUCACUUUGUCACCGGUUUUUAGGCAACUUACCCAGUUGGAUCUCAAUGGUGUGCCGCUUCACUGCGACUGCCAGCUAGCCUGGCUCAAGGAUCUGGCCAUACAGACGAACGGACGUUGCCUGCGACCCGCUCGAGUGCGCGGCAUGCUCGUCUCUUCGGUGCGUGAGGAUGAGUUUAGCUGCGAAAGAUGGCCCAGAUGGGCGUACGGAUUGAUCAUCUUGGGCCUAAUUGGAGUCUGUGCCGCGGGCGUUUAUCUAAUUGUGAUGGGCCUGCGACCGCAUCGAGGCGUCACAAUGCGACGCAAAGUGGGCGCCGGCAGUCCCUAUGCCCGUGUCACCAUCGAACCCAAUCGCCAGGAGAACCUGCACUAAGAACCUGUCUUUUACGACUAGACAAGGCCCAAUACUUAAGUCUGUGUUAAUUUUUUCUAUAUUUAUAUACAUAUAUAUAUUAAACUAAAGGAAUGCUAAUGCAUAUUUUAUGAGA
Molecule: messenger RNA, 1732 nt
Organism: Drosophila montana
Lineage: Eukaryota; Metazoa; Arthropoda; Insecta; Diptera; Drosophilidae
Product: leucine-rich repeat neuronal protein 2
Exons: 1
Coding region: 202-1617 (471 amino acids)
Cellular component (GO): extracellular matrix
Molecular function (GO): protein binding
Source: RefSeq, a predicted model, not a curated record